AUGCACACAAUCCCAGCACCAGAAGAGAGGGAGGUGGAAGUGGGGGAGGUGCAAGUGGGAGAGGCGCAAGUGGGAGAGGCGCAAGUGGGGGAGGUGGAGAUGGGGGGGGUGUUGGGGCGGCCAGUGGAGGACAUUCGGCGGAGGUGGCUUCUGUUGAAGAAGGAGAUAGGCAGGUGGCAGUACGCUUCUGAGUUCCGACCUGCCUCGUGCCUCGUGUAUACUAUGCAGAGUGCUGCUGACGUGGAGGCAGUGCUGAACGAGGUGGCAUUCAUGAAGGAACUCAAAGGCCAUGCCAACAUCAUUCGGAUCAAGCACGCUCACGUGCACGUGGUGAUGGAGCUCUGUGAGUGGGGGGACCUGUUUGACUGCACUGACUCGCACUGA
Messenger RNA from Closterium sp. Naga37s-1, 384 nucleotides. NCBI's taxonomy places the organism in Eukaryota, Viridiplantae, Streptophyta, Zygnematophyceae, Desmidiales, Closteriaceae. The record is from the annotation of a GenBank genome assembly.